AUGGCUGCAUUUUUCAUGUUGAAUGCCAUUUUCUUUUGUGGUUUAAUCUUCUUUGUAGUUGCGGAUCAAUCCGGUUUAGAAACUUACAUUGUGCAUGUAAGGAAGCCAGAAGUUGUGGCUCAGACAAAUGAACAUCUUGAAGAAUGGUACAACUCAUUCUUGCCAACAACUAGUAUCGAAAGUUCGUCCGGAGAAAAAUCGGGACUUGUUUAUUCGUAUCGAAAUGUUGUAAGUGGAUUUGCAGCUCGACUUACUAAAGACGAGCUGAAGGCAAUGCAAGAGAAAGACGGAUUUAUAUUUGCACAACCGGAUCGAGUUUCUAAAUUACAUACAACUCAUACGCCUAAUUUCUUAGGUCUGCAUCAAAAUUUCGGGUUUUGGAAGGAGUCGAAUUUUGGUAAAGGAGUCAUUAUUGGAGUGCUGGACACCGGUAUAUUUCCAACUCAUCCUUCGUUUGACGAUCAAGGAAUGCCUCCUCCACCGGCUAAAUGGAAAGGACAGUGUGACUUUAAUGUCUCUGAAUGUAACAACAAGUUGAUAGGUGCAAAGUCGUUUAAUAAAGGAGCUAACGCAAUUUCACCACUCGAUGAUGAAGGCCAUGGAACACAUACAACCAGCACUGCUGCAGGAAACUUCGUAAAAAAUGUCAAUGUACUUGGAAACGCUCAAGGAACGGCAGUCGGGAUGGCGCCUUAUGCUCAUCUAGCAAUGUAUAAAGUAUGUUUUGGAGAUGAUUGUUUGGAUUCUGAUAUAUUAGCUGCACUUGAUGCUGCUGUUGAGGAUGGAGUUGAUGUUCUUUCGCUGUCCCUCGGAGCACCAUCAGUACCCUUUUAUAUGGACAGCAUUGCAAUAGGAUCUUUCGGUGCCAUUCAAAAGGGUAUCUUUGUCAGUUGCUCCGCAGGGAAUUCGGGUCCAUUGAAUGCUACUCUCUCUAACGAAGCUCCAUGGAUUCUAACCGUAGGUGCAAGUACAAUUGACAGAAAAAUAAAAGCUACUGCGAAGCUUGGAAAUGGGAUUGAAUAUAAUGGAGAGUCUUUAUUUCAACCUAGUGGUUUUUCUUCUGUACUUUUCCCUCUUAUAUAUGCAGGUGCAGAUGGAGAGCCAAAUUCAAAAUUCUGUGGUGAGGGAGCAUUUAAUAAGACCAGUGUCAAAGGGAAAAUAGUAUUAUGCGAACGUGGCAAUGGAGUAGGACGAAUAGCUAAAGGUGAGGAAGUGAAAAAUGCCGGUGGCGCUGGUAUGAUCCUUAUGAACCAAGAAACUGACGGUUUUAGUACAUUGGCUGAUGCUCAUGUGCUUCCUGCAACGCAUUUGAGUUUUGCAAGUGGGUUGAAGAUUAAAGAUUAUAUAAACUCAUCCUCAUCCCCUGUUGCAACAAUUCUUUUUAAAGGGACGUUCAUCGGCCAUACAUCAGCUCCAGAAGUCACAUCCUUCUCAUCGAGAGGGCCUAGUCUAGCCAGCCCGGGAACUCUAAAGCCUGACAUUAUAGGCCCUGGCGUGAGCAUUCUUGCUGCAUGGCCUUUCUCUCUUGACAACAAUACUAAAUCUGAUUUAACAUAUAACAUUAUUUCCGGUACAUCCAUGUCCUGUCCUCAUCUUAGUGGUAUCGCAGCAUUGCUCAAAAGCUCGCACCCAGAAUGGUCACCAGCGGCAAUUAAAUCGGCUAUCAUGACAACUGCUGAUAUUUUGAACCUCAUGGGACAACCAAUUCGUGAUCAAAAUCUCUACUUAGCUAACCUUUUUGCUACAGGAUCAGGUCAUGUUAACCCAUCAAAAGCAAAUGACCCUGGAUUAAUAUACGACAUUCAACCAGAAGAUUACAUCCCAUACUUAUGUGGGUUAGGAUACUCAGACGACCAAGUUGGAAUUAUAGCUCAUCGAGUGAUCAAGUGUUCAGAGUAUACAACCAUCAGUGAAUACCAGCUAAACUAUCCAUCUUUCACUGUUCCAAUGAUAGGCACAACUAUGUUUACUAGGACAGUAACUAAUGUUGGCGAGGCUAAUUCAACUUAUGGAGUCGAGAUCGUUGAACCGGAUGGUGUUAGUGUGAGCGUUAAACCUAACAUGUUAUACUUCACAGAGGUGAACCAAAAGUUAUCAUACUCAGUGAUGUUUAGCCGGAACCGGUUUGCAAAUGGUGUCUCCAUUAGUGAAGGAUUCAUUCAAUGGGUAUCGACUAAACACCUGGUUAGGAGUCCAAUAUCAGCAGUGUUUGUAUGA
Messenger RNA from Papaver somniferum (opium poppy), 2217 nucleotides. Its product is annotated as subtilisin-like protease SBT1.2. Gene Ontology annotation, molecular function: serine-type endopeptidase activity. Bases 1 to 2217 code for a protein of 738 amino acids. Gene Ontology annotation, biological process: proteolysis. The transcript has a single exon. The record is from RefSeq and is a predicted model, not a curated record. NCBI's taxonomy places the organism in Eukaryota, Viridiplantae, Streptophyta, Magnoliopsida, Ranunculales, Papaveraceae.